GAGAGUGGUGGACCUGUAGCACUGUAGAAAGUGAGACACACUGAGAGCCUCACAGCCAAUCUGAACACACACAUACAGAGACACACAGACCAGCAGGUAGCCCUGAAACUUAGUGGACACACUCAGUCGGCCUCAUUCAUUCUCACUCUCUAACAAACUCGGUCAGCAGCAGCAGCAGCAUGUCCCGGUGGAGGCUCCCCCAGGCCGUGUGUGUACUGUCGGCCUGCGUGUUACUGGUUCUCGCCUAUGAGGAUGAUAUUGAGGUCAACUACGCUGACACAAGUUACUACAAUGAAAUCCCAGAUGGAGAUACAACAGAACCCACACCGAGUCCAGCCCCCUGCAGUUCUCCGGACCUGACCAAAUGGGACAAAAUGUUCUCCAUGUUGGAGAACAGUCAGAUGAGGGAGAACAUGCUGCUUCAGUAUGCAGAUGACAUCAUCAAGGUUGAGAUGGGGUCACUGCGCGGAGAAAUGCUCAGGUUUGUAGCCCAGUACGGUGGUUCCUGUGGGGUUGCAGUGGAGACAGCAGGAAGGAGGAUGGCCCUGCAGCUGGAGGCUCGCCUCAGAGAAACUCUGGAGCGCCUGAGAGCCAAAGAUCAGACUUCUGCCGCUGCUGGGAAUUCUGUCGGGAAUUCAAAUCACCUGGAGGCGAUGCUGCAGCAGCUCCUCUCUGCAGCACGAACACAAGCUUCCCGAUUCACCAAGCUGGAGAACAGCUGCUUCAGCAGUCCAGGAUCUGGGAUGGGGUUGAAUGCAAAGACAGAAUCCCAGCUUUCAGGCAGCGGAGGGGCAGGGCUCCGGGAGCAAGAGGUCACAUCACAAGUGGUGGCUUUAGAUGGAGUGCUGGUUGCGCUUCAACAGACAAGGGUGGAACUGGGGGAGGUGCUGAGGUCAUCGAGGCAAAGAUACCUACCCGCAGGUUGCGAGAUGGCGCUGCUCUUCCCUAUGCGUUCCCGUCGAAUCUACACCUCUGUCAUUCCAGGCGUCCCUCUCUCCGUUUCCUCCUUCACUGUCUGCAUGUGGGUGAAGCCGACCGCUGUCUCCAACAAAACCGUGCUGUUCUCCUAUGGCACCCGCCGCAACCCAUAUGAGAUCCAGCUGCUGCUCGGUCACACCUCUGCGCUCUUCACCAUCGGAGGAGAGGCUCACCUGGUGGAGGCACGGGGUGUGGUGAAUCCAGGAGGCACAUCAGAGUGGAUCCACUUGUGCGGGGCUUGGUCAUCUGAGCAGGGGCUGGCGUCCCUGUGGGCAGGUGGGAAAAAGGUGGCGUCCACACCCGGAGUGGCAGAGGGACACGUCUUACCCGAUGGAGGCUCACUCCAGCUGGGGCAAGAGAGGAACGGCUGCUGCCCUCAGUCUCCAAGCAGCAACAUGGCAGGGUUUGAGGAAGGGUUCGAUCCUAAGAUGGCGUUUGCAGGGAAGAUGACUGGAGUGAACAUGUGGGACAGGGUGCUGUCAGAGGAGGAGAUUUCCCAGCUGGCUUUGCAGGAAGGUCAGGGCUGUGAGAAGAGGGGGAACAUGGUGGCUUGGGGAGUAACGGAGAUGGUGCCACAUGGUGGUGCUCAGUUCAUCAACUAAUAGAUUCGCACUCAUCGUGGUGGAAAUUCACAUCAUCACCAUUAUUGUGAAUAUCAGCAGUAUUGUGAAAAGCUUCCAUGUCGAAACUGAAGAGAGCAACUUACAACUGCUUUUAUCAUCUUUGUUCCCAGUAGUUAAAUGUUUUAAUUAUUACAUUAUUAUCAUGACUGUUUUUUCCUUCAUCUCCAUCGUUACUAUCAUGAACCCAAAUGCUGCAAUGAACUUUAAAUGAGAGAAAGCCAAUACUGUGAGAAAAUUUAUGUUUGUAACAUAACCUGUUAAACUGAGGCCAUAAAACACACGCACACACGCACACAGAGACAGAUGUACAUUCAGCAUAGAAAACUUGUACUGCAGCCGGAAAAGUGCUGCAUUUACCAAAGACUCAAUUAGACUGCAAGAACAACAAAGUGUCUAUUGUUAAAGUGAACGAGUUCUGAGCCAGUAAACAGAGUAAUCAGCCGACAGCCGCAGAGGAGAGGAAAACAAAAGGUCACAGACAAUUACAUGAGAUUAUCUUGUAACUGUAGUGAUGCAGUUUUGAGAGCAAUGAUGUAUUUUCUCUCUUUCGAACUAGAUUUCUGCAGAAAUGGCAAGUGCAGUUAAACAAUUAUCAAUGCAAACAGCUUUUAAACAAUAACAUUAUAAAAUACUUUUUACACUACUACAUUUGCUGUAUUUCAGGUACAAUUAUUAGAAGUUGGAGAUUGACUGUUAUCUUUUCCAAUUGCAAUUAAUAGCAAAGAUAACAUACUAACAUGUUUGUAAUGUGUUGUAAUGGAGAGCACAACUUCUGAUGUACAAAAUAUCUGUGUGACUGAAAACUGCUGUACUUGCUUUCAUCUCAAGCAUGGACAACCAGCAACUCAAGAGCUUCAAAACUUAACAGUUUUAGCAAUAUGUUAUUUCAUUUGCAUAUUUUUCCUGAAUUUGUGAAAGCUUUUCAAGCAUUUUAAGAACUUGCAUUUUCAAAUAGUACUCAUCAAAAUGUUUACAUUCAUAUGAGUUUCAUAAUUUGAGUUAUGCUUUGUUAGUUUUUUUGUUGUCAUUUAAUUUUAGGGUAAUAUAUGUGUCUUCUUUUUUGAUACGUAAAGCUGUUAUAUUUGCAGUGUGAGAUUUACAUUUUUUUUCUUUGAUAAAAGAAACUGAGGACAAUGUUUACACAAUCUAAUCUUCUCUGAACUAAGUUGCCUUGUAUUAUACUGUAAAUUGCUUUUGUUGCUCUUUUGAAAAGGUGAAACUGAAUGUAUAUUGUACAUAAAUCUAUUUUGCAUAACAUGACUGGAUGAAUGGUGAGUGAGGUAUGAAUAAACAUUUCAAGUCUUAGUAUAUUCCCUGCA
This is a messenger RNA of Plectropomus leopardus (leopard coralgrouper), 2920 nucleotides long. RefSeq names its product pentraxin 3, long a (gene ptx3a). Gene Ontology annotation, molecular function: complement component C1q complex binding. Lineage: Eukaryota; Metazoa; Chordata; Actinopteri; Perciformes; Serranidae. Gene Ontology annotation, biological process: innate immune response. The record is from RefSeq and is a predicted model, not a curated record.